This is a messenger RNA of Coprinopsis cinerea okayama7#130, 1494 nucleotides long. RefSeq names its product PH domain-containing protein. The record is from RefSeq and is a predicted model, not a curated record. The transcript is spliced from 4 exons. NCBI's taxonomy places the organism in Eukaryota, Fungi, Basidiomycota, Agaricomycetes, Agaricales, Psathyrellaceae. The coding region runs from base 1 to 1494 and encodes 497 amino acids.
AUGUCUCCAGCUGCGGUUCCCCCAUCACCUCAAGAGAUCCAACGAAAGUUAUCAGUCCAUUCAGUUUCGAGACCUAAACCUGCGCUAGGCCAUGUAUCGGGAACGGAAUCAGACUCGGAUUCAAUCCAGACGCCAGACAUCCUAAGCGGUACUCUGGCUCAUGGUGGAUUCCCUCAUCUUGGCAACCCCUCUCAACAACCACCUUUGUCGUCAAUUGCGGAAAGGAGAUCAGCCAGUGGCGAGGAUACGGACGAGGAAGAUGCAGUCGAGGGUGGAUGGAGGACUCCAGAUCUAAGACGACCACGAAAUUCCAUCGACGAGAGUGUCCUCAAGUCCGGGUACCUUUGGAAGAAGGGCGAACGACGUAAGACGUGGAAAAAGCGGUGGUUCGUCCUCCGGCCAGCGCAUCUCGCGUAUUACAAGAGCAACGCGGAAUAUCAAACCCUCAAGUUGUUGGACCUUUCCGACAUUCAUUCAUGCACACCUGUCAACCUGAAGCGCCACGAUAAUGCGUUCAGCCUUAUUUCCCCCAACCGAACCUUCUAUUUCCAAGCCGACAGUCCAGAAGAUGUCCGGUCAUGGGUCGCAGCGAUCGAAGGUGCUCGACAAACACUGAUGGCAACCUCGACUCAAAACUCUGCUUCUACUCCCAUACCUAUCGCUCGUUCGUCACAGGCCCACGGAGGAGGGGCUGGAACUGGAGGAAAGGUGCUCACCAUAUCCUCGUCCCCCGGUCAUUUACACCCUAUCACCUCCUCCGAUUCUGAAGAUGGUGGGGCUGGGGGAACAACCACCGGUCAACGCGGUUAUCACUCUGGUUCUGCUCCUUCACCUACUGCCAUCAACUUUUUAACUCCAUCGAAACCUUCGACUUCGACUACUGCAAACCCGUCGAAAGUGAUUGUUUCUGGUUAUCUCAUGAAGUGCGGGUCCAAACGCCGCAACUGGCGUAAGCGCUGGUUUGUCCUUACCGGCGAGAAGCUGGUGUAUUCAGGAAGUCACAUGGAUCCCAAACCGCACAGAACCUUCCCGUUCAGCGAAAUCCUGGAUGCGUUAGAAUAUGAAUUGCCGGCGAACCGGCAUCCCCAUGCACAUUCGGCGACCACGUCUUCACCACCGAGUUCCUCGGCUGUUCCUGAAGUGGACGAGGCGUCCGGAUCCCACACCUUCAAGAUCGUCACCACCAAACGUACGCUUUUGCUUUGUGCUCCCAGUGAGGAGGACGAGAUCAAGUGGUUAGGGGCAAUCAGAGCAUUGAUUGCUCGCCGAUCAGAUUCUGGCGUAGUCCCCGGGGAGUUGAGCAAGUUGGCGAUAAGCUCGGGACACCACCAACAUGAAGGGAGCGGUGGGAGUGGAACUGCGACGCAUGGGCUGUCGAGUCCCAUACCGCCUGCGAAAAGCAAAAGCCGUCGAAUGAGUUUUGGUACUACUAGCCUAGGGGGUGGAGGAGGGUCAACGUCGGUUGCUGAGGGAGUUGAGGUAUCGAGAAGUUGA